This is a messenger RNA of Aspergillus homomorphus CBS 101889, 2141 nucleotides long. Its product is annotated as putative lipase 8 precursor. The coding region runs from base 409 to 1686 and encodes 425 amino acids. Gene Ontology annotation, biological process: lipid catabolic process. The record is from RefSeq and is a predicted model, not a curated record. The transcript has a single exon. Gene Ontology annotation, molecular function: triacylglycerol lipase activity. Lineage: Eukaryota; Fungi; Ascomycota; Eurotiomycetes; Eurotiales; Aspergillaceae.
UUCGAAUGCUGCUAUACCCGGAGUCAAGAUUGUCCGCCUGGGCUUGGUGUCAGAAGGGGAAUGCACCUUCUCCGCAUUCUUCUUGUUACACAUCAAACUCGAACGCAUAUCGGUCAGAGAACCGUAACUCAAGUUCCGCCAGCCCCCGACCAAUACAGUCUCACCAGAGCGAUAAGCAUCGUGUUGGAGACUGUCAACGGGAACGGACGGGUCGGACCUGCAUUAUGCAACCGAGACAAGAUCAAGUGCUGGAGAAGCAGCCCCGAUGUUCUCAUACUCAGGCAUAGGAAAAGGUUCGAUGCACCCCGACUCCAGCCCCGCGUUUAUAAAAAACACUACAUCACAUUGAGAUACCCGAAUCAGUCUGUACAAUCACCCUCGAAUCCUCAUUGACUGUCCAUUGCCAAGAUGCUCCUUGCAAGCCAAGUCUUUUCCUUGACAGCUUUGUUAUGGGCUGUUAUCCCUUUCGUCGGGGCCAGUAAUCAACCUCGUGGAUUCAAGAAGCCACUGACGCCAAGUGUCGAUCCCUUCUACACGCCCGACGAUGGCUGGGAAUUGACGCCUCCUGGUACCAUUCUCAAGUCACGUCGAGUGGCAAUCGCCUCAAUUGUUCAAGGCGUGCCAACGGCCCUUGAGUCUGCGCACCAGCUGCUUUAUCGAACCACCAAUGGCCGAGGACUUCCGAAUUACGCAAUGAAUACGGUGUUGAUCCCGUACGGUGCCCAGCUGGAUCUCCUAGCCUCCUAUCAUGUCGGGUACGACUCGCCAAAUAACGAUUGUUCUCCAUCAUACGGGAUUCAGCUUGGCGCCUCAACUAACUCGAGCGAAACGCUCAUCGAGCUGGUAGUGGGAAUGCUGCCAUACCUCAAGAAAGGAAUUCCUCUCAGCGUGCCGGACUAUUUACAACGCACCGCCGCGUUCAUGGUCGGUCAGUCAGCUGCAUACGCCGUGCUGGACUCUCUCAGGGCGGUGCGCAAUUCGAAGAAUAUAACGGGGAUAUCAGAAGACGCAAUAACCACAAUACAUGGAUACUCGCAAGGUGCCCUGGCUGCGUUAUACGCAGGUUUGUAUCGCCGCUCGUAUGCCCCCGACGUCCGCAUCGACGGGGCCGCCCUUGGGGGGAUGCCUACCAACAUCUCCGAGGUCUUUUACGCCGUAGAAAAGACUAUAAGCGCGGGUCUCGCUGCUGCUUCUCUCAUGGGGAUCGCUCAUGUCUAUCCUGAGCUGAGAGCGUACAUUGACAAACAUCUCCUUCCGAAGUAUCGACCGCUGUACGAAAUCACACAGCAGGAAUGCAUUGCCGACUUCUACAAACCGGUCUACGGCUACGCUGUGCAUCUGAUCGGGCAAAAUGUGUCAACAUGGUUCGACAACGGCCGAGCCAUCAUCUCUGACAACAUAGAGCUGUUCAACUUCGUCGGGGUGCCGGGGCUGCUUGGGAAGCCGGACUUUCCAAUGUUCAUCUGGAGGGGGACAGAUGAUGAGGUUGCGGUGGGUAUCGAGGAGCAUGAUGCCCUGGUGCAGCGCUAUUGCGAUGAGGGACUUGCGAUCGAGUACCUGCGCGUCCACAAAACCCUCCACACUCCCACCAUUCCAUUUGGACUGCCUGGGGCUCAUGACUUUGCCGCACGUGUCUUCAAGGGGAAACCCCCGACCAAGUGCACGACAAAUGAUUUGUGGCCAUGAAACGUGUUAGUGUGGAGGAAUCAGCCCUGGAAUCAUGUGCCUUCUCCAAUACUUGUGAUCAAAAUUGACAUGGCUAGUCCUAUGAAGGGUGGCGCUGAUGGCUCGAUGUUUUUCUGGGUAGGGUAGUGAAUAUGCUGCACAAGCUAUUGUUAGACCGGGGUACUCUGAGUACCAUGGUUGUGACAGGCGGAGACAUCCCUUACAGCCCCAGGUUACGAUCAGCCUUGACACUGUUUCUCCAGCUGUAUAUUGUUAAAUGGCUGGCUGGCUUUCUGUCCCUUAUUCUAAGCGGCUCCCUCACGCGCGGUCGUAAAUAUUUGUAGGAUAUAUGGUACUGCAGCGCAAGAGUACCCAGUCUCAUGCCGCAUGAUGGUUUACCUUCCGUUCGGCCCUAAUUCCUCUAUCUCAUGAUCUUGGGCAAAUCCCGGUUUGGGGGAGCUGAGGUAUGAAUUUCC